Molecule: messenger RNA, 4475 nt
Organism: Betta splendens (Siamese fighting fish)
Lineage: Eukaryota; Metazoa; Chordata; Actinopteri; Anabantiformes; Osphronemidae
Gene: kif16bb
Product: kinesin family member 16Bb
Exons: 18
Coding region: 154-4101 (1315 amino acids)
Biological process (GO): microtubule-based movement
Molecular function (GO): microtubule motor activity; microtubule binding; ATP binding
Source: RefSeq, a predicted model, not a curated record
AGGCCCCAGGUGUAAUAAUUAGGUGUGAAGCACGUUGCAUUGAUAUUCACGCGGAUGCCGUCGUCAGGAAGAUAGAUUUGGUUUUUCAAAGACGGAGAGGACAGACUGGAGGGAAGUGACAGCUGGAUGUGUUCCGUCUGAUGCUGAUUGAUAAUGGCUUCGGUGAAAGUAGCAGUCCGGGUCCGUCCACUGAACAAAAGAGAAAAGCAGUUAGCGUCGAGUGUGGUCAUUCGUGUGAAGGGGAACACUACGUAUAUCGAUAAGUCCCCACUUGUUCGAGGAGACGAACUGAAGGACAGAGGCAGGAGCUUUUCCUUUGACUUCUCCUAUGAUUCCACUGACACAGGAAGCCCCGCAUUUGCGUCCCAGGAGCGGAUCUCCCAUGACUUGGGGUCUGACGUCCUCAGAGCAGCGUUUGAGGGUUUCAAUGCCUGCGUGUUCGCUUAUGGCCAAACAGGGUCAGGAAAAUCCUACACCAUGAUGGGUCAUAAAGAAGAUCUUGGUUUAAUCCCCCGGAUUUGUGAGGGACUGUUCCAGGAAAUGUCUGAUAGAAGCCGAAUUGGCGGCGUGUCGUACCGCACGGAGGUCAGCUUUUUAGAAAUUUACAAUGAGCGAGUGCAGGAUCUUCUGAAGAGUGGUGGAGUGUUGAGAGUGAGAGAGCAUCCCAGUGACGGGCCCUACGUGGAGAGUAAGACUUUAUUCGCCUCAGUUUGUAUUCUGUACUGUACGCACAGUGAUUUUUUAUUUUUAUUUUUUUUCCAAACUGCUACAUGUGUAGAUUUGUCCAAGCACGUGGUCCAUAACCACAGUGAAAUGGAGGACCUCAUCAUCCUUGGCAAUACCAACCGCACCACAGCCAGAACCGGGAUGAACGACUUCAGCAGCCGCUCCCACGCCAUAUUCACCAUAACCUUCACCCAGGCCUGGUUUGAUGUGUCGCUGCCACGUGAGACGCUGAGUAAAAUCCACCUGGUUGACCUAGCGGGCAGCGAGAGAGCUGGCGCCACGCGCACCACAGGCACCAGGCUGAAAGAAGGCGCCAGCAUCAACAAGUCACUCGUCACCCUGGGCAGUGUGAUCUCUGCGUUGGCUGAUCUAAGCGUGGGAGGGCCAUCGGCAAAAAGGAAGAAGAUCUUCAUUCCGUACAGAGACUCGGUGCUGACGUGGCUGUUGAAGGACAGCCUGGGUGGCAAUUCCAUAACUACAAUGAUAGCGACGGUUUCCCCCGCUGAUGUGAACUACGGGGAGACGCUGAGCACUCUGCGCUACGCCAGCCGAGCUAAAAGCAUAGUGAACUCUCCCACGGUGAACGAGGUUGGCAGCGUGAAGGUAAUCAGAGAGCUGCAGGCCGAGGUUGCCAGGCUUCAGGGGCUGCUGGAAGAAGCCAGUCAGGCUUCCCACAGGGGUCUGUCUUCGACUGUGAAGGUGGAACAGCAGCUGCAUCAAAAUGAGGCCAAGGUUUCUGCGCUGACGGAGGAGUGGACCCGCAAAUGGGAGGACACUCAUCGCAUUCUACAGGAAGUGACUGUGGCUCUUGGAAAGAAAGGGAGUGCAGGGGUCCUGGACUGUGGGCUGCCUCAUCUGAUAAGCCUGGAUGAAGAUCCACUCAGCACUGGGAUAGUCCUCUAUUAUAUUAAAGAUGGCAAAACCAUGAUUGGCAGUGACAAAGUCUCAUUCAGUCAGCAGAUUGUGCUUCAUGGGCCCGGCGUCCUCCGUGAGCACUGUGUGCUCGAGAGCUGUGCGGGGACCGUGGCACUGGUCCCUCAGGAGGGCGCACGCUGUUCCGUCAACGGCGCCGAGGUCACCAGCCCCCGCCAGCUGACUCAUGGUGCACUCAUAAAACUGGGAAGAGGCGCUACCCUUCGGUUCAACCAUCCAUCCGACGCUGCCCGGCUCAAAGAGGAACGACAGAAUGGGCUGCCACCUGAAUCGAGCUUGUCCUUGACUGACACGUCCUCAUCUACUGAGAAUCUGUCCAAGGCGAUGCUACACAAUCCAGGUGUGGAUGCGAAGGCCACACCACAGUCCAAGUCCUUUCUCACCUGUGCUUCACCAGAGGAGCUCAUGGCUGCAGCUACACCUGGAAAAUAUCCCGUCUUCAACACCACCUUUGAUUUGGAUGGAGAUGCACCACAGGGUGGUGUGAGCACCAGGGAUGGCCAGGAGCAAGAGAAGGACUCGUGUCAUAAAUCAGGGCUGCGGCUCGUGUCUGAGGAACCGCAGGCAAAAGCCCUGAGUGGGGCCGGAGCUGCAAGUUAUAAGGGAGAGGAUCGGCCGGGGGAUGCCAACCUCCAGCAGACAAGUGUCCUGGGCCCGGGUGAUGGAUGUGACACACAGCCAGAGGGGAAUGCUAAUGAGAUCCAAGGUGUUGUGGCUGACUGCUACGAGGGAAGACCUCGCUCUGGUGGGAGCUCAUUAGGCGGCGGAGGAACUAGCCCCAUGCCAAUCCUCCCACAGACCAGCGCCGCUCCUCAGCUCGGCGAAAAGCCCCUCAUCAGUCAGGAGGCCUGCUGUCCACCUGAGGAAAGCGCCUUCGAGGGCCGGACCAGGUGUGGAAGGAUGGAGGAAUCUGACGGUUUGGAGGAGACGCCCAGAGCGUGUGCGACCGAGGCCUCAGAGGCCACAAGGCGGCGCUCCUUGGUCCGUACGGUCUCCUGUAUGGUCCAAGACGCAGGGCGCCUGCUCUGGGACUCGCCCGCCGUGUUCCAGCAGGUGAGGAAGGAGGGGUUCCAGCCUCUGGGAGCUCGUCUGUCCAGCCACGUUGUCGCGCUGGUCAGUAGAAGCAGCGCCCUGUCUGUGGUGAAGGACAGCCUGGCGUUCUCCGUGGUCAGACGGAGCUUCGUCUUCUCCCUGGUGAUGGACAGCUUCGUGGUCUCCGCGGUCAAAGACCUGCCCCUCGUGCAGCACAUCCAGAAGGAGAUCAACCAGCACCUCCAGCUCCAGGAGGCCGCUCAGAUGAUCCAGAGCCGCAUGAACCCGCAGCCCACGCAGCUCCCAGCUCAAGCCUUUGGCGGCGACAACAUAUCGGCAGAGGUUCCACAGCAGCACACGGACGGCCCACCCACCAGCGAAGGCCAGAACCUGCAGAACAACGUCCCGAUCGCCCAUCAAUCACUAAUAGAAUUUCCUGCUGUCCUUCUGGACCUGCCGCUGCCCAGAACAGUGGCUGCGGCGCGGCCUGCGCUCCCCCCCGCGGCGCUGGCGUCUCAGAACCCGGUGGCUGUGUUCCGGCUGAACGUGGCCGACUGCGGCCGGCCCGAGCCCCGCCCUGCCGCCCUCCUGCUGACGGAGGCCGACCUUUACGUCCUGACCGCCGACUCAGGGCCUCUGGUUUUGUUCCGCCGCCUCCCCCUGGUGCAGCUGAAGGAGGUGCAGGUCGGCUUCGCAGGCCUCGGCCUGCGUUUGACCGGCGCUGCAGAGGAGGGCGUCCUGGGCGUCUACACCCACAGCCAGCGCAUCACCAAAGACCUGUGCUGCGCGUUGCUCCGCAUCCUCUGCCCUGGAGGUGGAACCUCCCAUCACCCACUGCUCCACGGCGACCUGAUGCAGAUGUCCCUGAGCCGGGAGCUGUCGGUACCCGACCUCCUGCUGGACGCCGGCUUACGCGUGUGCUGCGAGUUCCAGCAGAGUCUCGCUGAUCUGGUUGACUUUCUCCAUUGCAGCGUGGACCAGUCAGGAGAAGCGGCGGCGCUGGGAGACGUGCAGAUGCUGCUGUACGUGAGUGUGGGGGUGCGCGUGGGCCCCAGCCCCCACCCCGGGUCUCUGGCCCAGCUGCUGCUCACCGACACCCACCUUGGACUCUUGCAGGAGGACGCCGUCUUUCAUCCGGCCCCUCGUCGGCCCCAGUUCCGCGGCCUAACCCUUCGCCCACGCUCGGAUAUACGCCGCGUGCUGCCGUGCGAUGAAGGCGACCGCCGCGCUGUCGGACUGGAUGUGAUCCUAGCCAACGCGCAGGCCGUGGGUCACCCUGAAGGCGCGACUCGGACCGCUGGUCCGUCUGCACACGCCUCCAGUUCCCCUCCAGAUGCAGAAGUGUGGAAAUUAACUUUCAGCUGCUCCGCCGAGGCCGCCCGCCUGAUUAAUCACUUGUCAAACGUCUGAUCAAGGGCUGAGCGGCCGGUAAUGAACAGCCCAGCAUGAAAACUCUGACAAUGGCAAAAGUGCAUCCGAAGCAGACAGUUCAAAGGACGUCACCACUCUUAAAGCAUAUUGUUUUUUGUGUCCUUGUUUUUUCUUUUUUCUAUUCUCACUACUGUCCCUUUUGUUUGUUUUCAUUGCUUUGCAGUCUGUAAGUGAAAUCUGUUUUUACAGUCAGUAAAGUGCAGUAUCAGUUUCAUUUGUUAAUAUUUUAGAAGAUUUUAGAUUCUCUAUUUUUCAAAUGAUCUUACUGUAAGUGUGUGUGUGCGUGAAUAUGUGUGUGAGAUACAUGACACUUAGUUUUUGUACGAAUUAUAAAUAAAAGCAAGGUAAAUCCG